Messenger RNA from Fusarium odoratissimum NRRL 54006, 825 nucleotides. RefSeq lists its product as uncharacterized. Bases 1 to 825 code for a protein of 274 amino acids. The record is from RefSeq and is a predicted model, not a curated record. The transcript has 2 exons. Lineage: Eukaryota; Fungi; Ascomycota; Sordariomycetes; Hypocreales; Nectriaceae.
AUGUCACUCUUCCAUACCAAGACUAUCUGUGUUCAGAUUACGGUGAGAACUAGGAGCGGAACCGAGACUCACGAGGAUAACGCCACCUGGCGAGGUCACAAUAGACAGUCGAGCAAGACGGAUUCUGCGCCGGAGCCGAAGACCAAACAGGCCAAGACGUCUGAUGCCCGCCCUUCUACGCCAGAUGGGCAAAAGCCCACGCUUACAGAGAAGGAGCUCGAGUUCGACUUCGACCACUCUCAGAUCCGGGACCCGCGAGCAACGCCGGGUCGCGUCAAGCAUCCCCGGUAUGAGGAGCGCGAACUAAGUGAAGAGUUUCUAUCCAAGUUCCACAUCCCCAAGCAUAGAAACAAGCAUACGGACCCGUUGUAUUCAUUCUACGAUCUACAUCGAUGUCACCGUAAGGGUCCAGAUGGGUCCCCGACCUACGAUAGCGCGGGCUUUCAACUCGACUAUGAGAAAGCCGCAAAGUGGAUGAAGCCAGUGGCUUACAACAAAAAGUCCAUGGUCAACGGCAUGGAGCGCCAUCUCAAGAGAGUCGAAGAAGAGACAAAGAAAAUCUACGACAGCUUCUUUGUUGAUGGAAAGGGUCCGGAGGGUGAAGAGGGUAGUACGCAGGUCAUGCAUCAGAUCAAAGAUCAGGUUUCCAAGGAUCUCGGGGUCCCCUGGCACCAGAUCGAUCCCAAGCAGCUGAAGAAAUUGGGAGAUCAGGGGCUCGCCAAGGUCGACGCGGAUAAAUGGUGGCAUCGACCAAAUCAAGUUGAGCGUGAUCGAUUCAUGAAGAUGCUAGGCGGAGCCUCUCUCCGGAAGGAUUUCUAUCCGUGA